Molecule: messenger RNA, 2256 nt
Organism: Closterium sp. Naga37s-1
Lineage: Eukaryota; Viridiplantae; Streptophyta; Zygnematophyceae; Desmidiales; Closteriaceae
Source: the annotation of a GenBank genome assembly
AUGGCGUCCACCCACUCAGACGCCGCGGACUCCCAAUCGGACGGCUCAGAUUCUCCAAUUCUCGUGGAGCGACCGGGUCCGUCCGAUGUGACUACGGUUGGCGAACUGGCAGACAGGGAGGCCGCAGGGGGCGCAGCCGCUGGCGGGGCGGAGUCGAAGGCGGACGACUCGUCCGCGGAACCACCAUGCAGCGAUGGCGCGCCCGGCGAUCCGCGGAAGGAACGCGCGGAGCCCCCGGGGCAGGACGAGGCGGAAUCCGCAGCGGCGCUGGUGUCGCCGUCGAAAGCGCACGGGCGAGAGAGAGGCGCGGCGGGGUCGGGGCAGGGCGAGGUGGCGGCGGCUGUGGGGCAGGUGGCGGCGGGCGUGGCGGCGGGCGUGGCGGGUCUCGCGAGCAGCGCGGGCGCCGAGGCAGCCGCCGUCGUGAGCAGCCUGGGCGAGCGGGUGAGUUGGAGGGGAAGGACGCGCGGGAGGGUUGGGCGGGGGAAAAAAAAAGUGUGGGUGGGGGGAGUGGGGCGGACGGGGGAAGAUCGAGAGAAUGCGGGGCGAGCGGGGGAGCGGGUGAGGGGCAACAGUCGCGUGGAGCAGGUGACAGGGCUGAGCACGGGCUUUGUGUCGCUCUUCAGUGUCUUUGACUCCGCUAUCGCCUACCCCUCCGACAAGCCCACUGCUCCCGCCGCCGCCGGGGGUGGCAGCAGCGCAGCGCAGGCAGAGGCGCACAAGGCCAGGGGGGGCAGUGAUGGCAGGGGGACGGGGGGCGCGGAGGAGGAGGGGCAGGCAGGGGCGGAGGGCAGUGCGCGGUCGCCCCACCCGUCCAGAGCCAUCGACCUGCAGGCCAUCUUUGGCCUCCCCACCCAUGAGACCCUGCUGGAAGCCUUCCCCUGUCGGCUGCUGCAGCUGUACCGACCAGUGUACAACACGUUCACGCCCGACAUGCGGAGGGCCUUCAGGGGCACGCUCUACAUCACACACCAGCACGUCUGCCUCUGCCUUGACGACAGUGGACGCCGCAUCCCCGUGAGGGCCCUGCCCUGCUGCUCAUCCAGCAGCCCCUCUAUGCUCACCAACCCCGUCUCUCUUUGCCUCGCCCCAUUAAGUUCACCAUUUUCCCACUCCCUUCCCCCCGCCAUUCCCGCCCUUGUUCCUUUUCCUUGCCCACUUCCAUGCCCUUGCCCACUCCCCUCCCCACAUUCCUCUCGGUGCUGCCCGGGGCCGUGCCAUGUGUGGGCUGGGGGGGGCCGUGCCAUGUGUGGGCUGGGGGGGGCCGUGCCAUGUGUGGGCUGGGGGGGGGCGUGCCAUGUGUGGGCUGGGGGUGGCCGUGCCAUGUGUGGGCUGGGGUGGGGCGUGCCAUGUGUGGGCUGGGGUGGGGCGUGCCAUGUGUGGGCUGGGGUGGGGCGUGCCAUGUGUGGGCUGGGGUGGGGCGUGCCAUGUGUGGGCUGGGGUGGGGCGUGCCAUGUGUGGGCUGGGGUGGGGCGUGCCAUGUGUGGGCUGGGGUGGGGCGUGCCAUGUGUGGGCUGGGGUGGGGCGUGCCAUGUGUGGGCUGGGGUGGGGCGUGCCAUGUGUGGGCUGGGGUGGGGCGUGCCAUGUGUGGGCUGGGGUGGGGCGUGCCAUGUGUGGGCUGGGGUGGGGCGUGCCAUGUGUGGGCUGGGGUGGGGCGUGCCAUGUGUGGGCUGGGGUGGGGCGUGCCAUGUGUGGGCUGGGGUGGGGCGUGCCAUGUGUGGGCUGGGGUGGGGCGUGCCAUGUGUGGGCUGGGGUGGGGCGUGCCAUGUGUGGGCUGGGGUGGGGCGUGCCAUGUGUGGGCUGGGGUGGGGCGUGCCAUGUGUGGGCUGGGGUGGGGCGGUGGGGCAGAUAAAGCUGGAGGCAGCGGAGGUGGCGGGGGUGGGGAAGCAAGCAGCCAGGCGGGGCGACAGCAGCGACCAGCUCAAGAUCGACCUCUCAGGCGCGCACACCUCGGUGGGUGCUGUCGGGGGCGCACAGCUCGGUGGGACUUCGCCUCCCCUGAUGCGCUGGACAGCGCCCUCGCUCUCCUCGAACACAUCACCUCCUGAUGCCGCCCCGCCUCACAACCCACCGCUUGCCUCCCGCUCCAUGCCGCCCCGCUUACGCUGCCCCGCCUCAUGCCGCCCCGCUUACACUGCCCCGCCUCAUGCCGCCCCGCUUACACUGCCCCGCCUCGUGCUGCCCCGCCUCAGCCCUUCACAGAGUGGGGUCAGCCGCAGGUUGGGCUCUUGGGGUGCAUGUGUGCACCACAUGGGAUGA